Ostertagia ostertagi is the source of this 843-nucleotide messenger RNA. The record is from the annotation of a GenBank genome assembly. NCBI's taxonomy places the organism in Eukaryota, Metazoa, Nematoda, Chromadorea, Rhabditida, Trichostrongylidae.
AUGCCAGCCACUAACGAAACCAUUGAUGAAGCAACACGUCCGCACGAGAAAUUACACAUUGGCACAAGAGGGCUGAAGCAUCGUCCAAACCGGGGCACAUCCUACUCACGACCAUUGUUUCACGUCACCUUCACAAUGAUAGCUGUGUUGUGGGAGCACUUGGCGCCUUAUGGUUGGCUGCUUACAUUUUCUUGUGUUCUGGCGUACUUUAUUUAUAACAAUGUGAUCAAGCCAAAGCUUAAAAGUAUAUGGGAGUCAAAGGAAUUGAUUGAAAAGAAGAAGUUUGAUGAAGACGUUCACGCUCGUGUUGCCGCAAGACUGGAAGCCGCUCGAGAAGCGCAGCAACGACAUCAUGAUGCAGUUGCGGAAGAAGUUAAGCGAUCGGCUGAAGAAGCAGCUCGUAAGAAGCUUGAACUUAUUGAAGAGGAACUGCGGAAGAGGAAUGUGUUGGAGACAACGCUCAUCUCGCGAGAUCUCAAUUUGAAGAAGAAAGUGACAAAAGUGGACCAGCCACAAAGUCCAGACGAAAUCAUCGAUGCAUACAUUUCCUCCAAACCCGUUGUAGUUUUCAGCAAGACCUGGUGUCCAUUUUGCAGGAAAGCUAAAGCAGCAUUGGCAACACUUCGACUACGAAAAGAACAAUUCGAGUACAUCGAGUUAGAUGAGCGACCAGAUCUGCCCAUGGAUGCUAUACAGGAUGAAUUUCAGAAGAGAUAUGGUAGCAGAUCCGUCCCAAAGGUGUUCAUUGGUGGGCAGUUCAUAGGAGGCGGAGAUGAUACCGCUCGACUCUUGCAUACCGGGGAGCUGGAACGUCUAGUGCAAGCAGCACUGAACUCCCAGUAG